GUUAUAAGUUACUAUAAAACAUUAUACUUUAUGAGUGUUGUUAUAUAAGAUAAAGAUUAACAUUCGGUCUUUUUUUAUUACUUUAAAUCAACUAUUGAAAUAUGCAUCAUCAUUUAUCUCUAGUUCUUUUUAUUCUAUUAACCAUAGUGAGUAUUAAACAAACCAAUGGAAUACCAAGCGUUUAUUCAGUUUGUGCAAAUUUAACCCAAAGGUGUGAACCACUUUAUCCAUGUUGUUCACCAAAUCUUUGUCAAGUAAUAAGUUGUGGAAUUGGUACGUGUGUAAAAUGUUUUGAACCAGAAGUUGAUUGUCAAUAUAAUCAUGAAUGUUGUAGUGGUCUCUGCUAUAAACAUGCUUGUACAUUUUUAUCACCAAACUAGCUUAUGUUACAUACAUAUCGUAUUAUAUCGUCUACAAUAAUAAACAUAUAAUGAUUUAAAAUGUUCUCCAAUUGUUUGAUUACUUUCGACAUAACUAUAAUGACUGUUUAAUAGUUUUCUGACAUAAAAGAAUAAUUGCACAUUAAUUAAUUUUAUAUUGUAAAUAGUCGUUUACAUUCAACUUGUAAUGUAUGCAAUACUUCCAACAUAAUUAUUAGAUUCAGUUCGGUAUCAUUUACUAGUACCAUUUAUUAUUAUGAAAACUUAGAGUUCAUAGACCACAAAGUAUAUUAUUUCAUAAAUCAACAGUCAUUCAAGUACUUCAAAUCUGGUAUAAUCGAUAGGAUACUUUAUAAUAAUAUACUUAAUGUUUUUAGAAUAAAAUGUACUUCUGAAACUUCAGAGUAACCAAUCAUUGAAUGAUGAACUGAACAUAUA
Schistosoma mattheei is the source of this 818-nucleotide messenger RNA. Lineage: Eukaryota; Metazoa; Platyhelminthes; Trematoda; Strigeidida; Schistosomatidae. The record is from the annotation of a GenBank genome assembly.